AUGCCAUCCAAGCCGUUCCCCGUGCCAAACAGUAUCACGCCUUUCUGGCGGAGCGAGCCAGAUAGCCUGGAUAACCAUCGCUCUACUGAGACCCUGCCCGAGACGAGCGACAUCGUUAUAGUGGGCGCAGGAUACGCUGGGGCAUCAACAGCCUACCAUCUGCUCGAGCAAGCUGAUCCGUCUUCAAAACCAUCAAUAGUGAUUCUAGAAGCACGCCAGGUCUGUUCCGGGGCGACGGGUCGGAAUGGGGGCCAUUUGAAACCAGACGUCUAUAACUUCGUCGGCACGGUCGCUGAGAAGUAUGGAAUUGACGCUGCAAUUGAACUCGCUGCCUUUGAGACUGAACAGCUCGCUGCUGUAGAGGAGUUGGUUGAACGGGAAAAUAUUGCGUGCGAUCUGCAGGUGUCUCAGGCGCACGAUGUACAGCUCGACGAGAAGCAUGAUUUGAAGCUCAAGAAGGCGUACGAUGCGCUUAUUGCUGCUGGGUCAGCACCUACGAAGACCGCCGUGCAUACCACUGGGGAGGAGGCUGAGAGGGUCUCCGGUGUAAAAGGCGCCAAGGGCUGUUUUAGCUAUCGCGCAGGCCGUUUAUGGCCGUAUAAACUCAUUGUUGGCCUUCUGAAGACAGUAAUUGCGAGAGGCGCCAAUUUACAAGCCAAUACCCCUGUUGAUAGUAUAUCCGAGUCGCCAGACGCACAAGGGCGAUGGACAGUGAACACUGCCCGAGGCUCGAUAAAAGCGAAGCACCUCGUGUUCUCGUCCAACGCGUAUACCGGCGCCAUUGGCCCUGAGUAUGAAGGAAAGAUUGUUCCUGUGCGAGGCAUCUGCAGUCGAACGGUGGUGCCCAACCCGCCCAACCCACCUCUUCCUACCCUUGAUUCCUCGUAUACCGUUCGGCUGAAGGAAGGAAUCUACGAGUAUAUCAUUGCGCGGCCAGAUGGGAGUAUUGUUAUUGGUGGUGCAAGAUCUGUAUAUGCCCACGAUUUGAACAACUGGUACAACAACACAGAUGAUUCGCGUCUCAUCGAGGUUGCUGAACAUCAUUUCGACGGCUACAUGCAGCGGUAUUUCCAUGGAUGGGAGAAUACAGGGGCAUAUACAGAUCGGGUUUGGACAGGCAUAAUGGGAUACACUAUAGACUCCCUUCCACACGUCGGACGGGUGCCUGCAAAGCCAGGGCAGUUUGUUGUCGCUGGAUUUAACGGCCAUGGAAUGCCGCAGGUCUUUCUAUCAGCGAAAGGAGUCGCGCAGAUGAUUCUGACCGGAGUCGAGUUUGAACAGACCGGCGUUCCGAGAAUAUUCAAAACAACGCAGGAGCGCCUGAACAGCUCGGAGAACACAAUUCUGAGUGCAUCCUACGUGGCUGAGACGGCAAAGUCGGUUGUAGUUGAUUCUCAACAUUAG
Messenger RNA from Aspergillus puulaauensis, 1404 nucleotides. Its product is annotated as NAD(P)/FAD-dependent oxidoreductase. Gene Ontology annotation, molecular function: oxidoreductase activity. Lineage: Eukaryota; Fungi; Ascomycota; Eurotiomycetes; Eurotiales; Aspergillaceae. The transcript has 4 exons. The record is from RefSeq and is a predicted model, not a curated record. Bases 1 to 1404 code for a protein of 467 amino acids. Gene Ontology annotation, cellular component: cytoplasm.